AGAAAUGAUAUCGAUAAUUCGCAUCAACGAAUCUGAUUCAUUGCAAUUUUCAUUCUCGUUAAGUGCUAAAGACCCGUAGUAAUCAAUUAAUUGUUGUAAAAUAAUUUUAUCUUCAUACUCGCGAUUGUUUCAUUAAAAAUGGAUCAGUCUCGUUCGCCUUCGCCAAUUAGUUAUGCAGCGAUGAAAAAACAUUGUGUAAUGAGUUUUUCAACCGAUAAAGCGUAAAUAUUUCUAAAAUCCGAGUUGAUAUUACUCGUCAUCACAUGUUGAAAUUUCAAAUCAAAGUACUGGUGAAAUUGACGAAGACGACGACGUCGACGUUAACGUUACAUCUUCGCGAUACGUCGUAGAAUGAGCGAAGACCAUGGUCUUCGAGACGAUAACGUUAAUUCGGAAAAAUCAGCAAAUUGUUUUCAUUUCGUGAACAAGUCGUCGAAGAAAUCGAGAAAUUCGUUGGACAGUACCCAACCGGAGCAAACUACCUUGACGGCUGAUUGUUUAGUGAAGUGUAAUUCGUUAGUAGAUAACGGUGGUCUGACAAAUGUGACGUUGUGUUGCGCAGUUACCGAAGAUAGCCAAACCAAAGGACGAUUUCAUUACGUUGGUAAAUCCAAAGUACGAGUCGAUAGUUACCAGAAACCAAAUGGUGUAGAGAUUACCAUGGAAUCAUCAAACAAUAAGCAUAAAGUAUCGCACGAACGACGUUCAUCCGAAGAACGUAGUCUAGCUGAUGGUAAAUCUGUCCACGCUUUUAUACGAAACGCUGUCAUAAUUUCGGGAAGUGUAUCUUGUCGAAAUGGCCAAGAGAAUAACGAUGCCGAAGCCGAAGAAGAAGAGUGCCAAAAAACAGUCGUUACCCAAGAUGAAUGUACAACUACGAAGAAACCCAAACGUAGAGUGAAACGAUCUAGAUCUUUAACAGCUCUGCAUUCUCGUUCGAAUACCAUCGAUCAGUCCGACGAUAGUAGUGAUUCGUUUAAUAGCUCUUUGGAGAGCUUGAUUAAACAUAAUAUAUCCAAUGCUAAAGCUUUACAGCCUAUUUCCGUUUCUAAAGCUAAAGAAAGGAAUUAUCUUCACGGACGAUCCGGAUUACAAUCUUUAUUAGGGCGAGGAGAAUUAGAACGUAUCUUCCCAAAGCAAGAAAUAACCAUUUUUAUCGCCACUUGGAACAUGAACGGCGAAAAACCUUCUCCGAAUUUAAACGAAUUAUUUCUAAGCGAAAAAAUGGAAACUUUACCCGACGUGUACGUGAUCGGUACUCAGGAAAGUUAUUCUGAAACAGCAGAAUGGGAAAUAGCUAUCCAAGAGACAAUUGGACCAACUCAUGUACUGUUUCAUUCGGAAACACUCGGUACACUUUUUAUUGCGGUUUUCAUUCGUAGAGAAUUGAUUUGGUACUGCUCGUUACCGGAAGAUGAUAGUCACAGUGUUCGUCCAGGAAGCGCUUUCAAGACCAAAGGAGGUGUUGGUAUUUGUUUUUAUAUCUUCGGUAGCUCGUUUUUAUUCAUCACAGCUCACUUGACCGCUCACGAUGAUAAACUGCAAGAGAGAAUUAGCGACGUUGAGAGAAUCAUGAAAUCGUUGGAGUUACCUAAACAGCUUCCUAUUACUAGACGACCGAUUCGAUCGAGAACUCCGAACGUUGUGCAUAAUUUCGAUUACGUAUUUUGGUUCGGUGAUUUGAAUUUUCGAUUAACCCAACCUAGAGAACAAAUCAUCGAAUGGGUUCAAAAGCAAAAGUUUCCUAUGGAUUCGAAUAUACCGCUUCCAUUCUACGAUCAACUGUAUUCUAGCAUGAAGAAAGGAUUGGUUUUUCGCGGAUUUCAAGAAGCUCCUAUUACAUUUCCGCCUACUUAUAAAUACGAUCCAGGUACCACUGUUUUUGAUACCUCGCAUAAGAAACGAAUACCUUCUUAUACAGACAGGAUUUUAUUCAAGUGUAGAAAAAGCUCUAGGAGUAUACUCACUCCUGCGACCAAUUACACGAGUAUAAAAAAUGUUGUUUAUACUUCGACUCCGUCGUUCUCUACCUCAGACCAUAAACCCGUAUGGGGUGUUUACAAGUGCAAACUUCGUACAGGCGUUGACAAUAUGCCAUUAGCUGCUGGUUGGUUCAAACGUGAUGUCUACUUGGAAGCGUUGAAAAGACGAGCAGCUCACCACAAAAGCAGAUUUACUUCGCUUACUGAUUCCAAACAAUGUUCUAUUCAAUAAUUAUAUUUCUUCAUUUCUACAACAUACGAAUCCGGUGACGAACUUCAGAUCUUGCCUCAAUGUACCCAAGUGCCAUUUUAAUUUUAUAAAUGAGAAUAUUUUUAUUUUUAUUCAAUCUCCUUCUCCGAGUAGAAAAUAUAAUCGAUAUUCGAUUACUCGUAAUUAAAAAGACUUGCCUAAAAAUUGCCUUUCAAUCAUAAAUUUUUACAAUAAAAAUAUGAUCUCAGUGUGAUAACGAUAUAGUAUUAAAAACGUCCUUUUUUUUGUUGGUAUUUUUCAAUCAAAAAAUAUUGGUCUAAUAAAUAAUAAUAAAUAACUUGUCGUCCAAAAUGAAACCAUAAACAAUAUGGUUGAAUGAAAUACUUAUAUAAUUGAAUCGGUCAGUGCAGAAAGGGCAUAAGUCCAUUUUUGCGUUUUUCAGGAAUAACAAAAAACUGAUUCAUUCAAAAAUCAAAAAAUUUCAGUAAACAUGCUUAAGGUCAUUGAAAGAGGACCCCAAGACACAACUUUUAGCGCAGUUUCCAAAAAAAAAUAUUCACGUGCGCCAGUGCUGUUGCUGCCUAAACAAAUGGGACUUAGACCCUUUCUGCACUGAAUUGACAAAAUUUCUUUCGAAAUUUCUCGGGCACGAAUGGGGCUUGAUUCUACAUCUAAGUACAUCAUUUAGACUGCUAUCCCGUUUAAAUUGACCAAAAACCCCUUGAGUUCUAAGACUUUUUGUCGAAGUUGUUAAUUUUUUCAUCAUUUUUCAGUUCAGAGAUUAACUUAAAUUUCAAAAAAUGGUCUUCUCAAAAAUGUUAGUUAUUUUUCAAGGAAUUUAAAAAAUUUUACAAAAAAGUCAUAAAUGCGGAUCCGCCCUUUUUCUGCGCCCAAAUACCACUUUCCCGGCAGUUUUGCGGAAAUCUGACAUCACCAGUCGAUCCGCCAUACUUUGAAACCCCCAUUUCCGCAAAAAAAAUUUUUUUCAAAAAUGUGACUUGUUACCUUUCUGCACUGACCGAUUCAAUUAUGUACCUAAUACGCUCAUUUAAAAAAAAAAAAACGAUAUACGAGUAAUUUUGUUUAAAUCAUUGAUAUUUUCUUUUCGUAUUUAAUAUUGUGUUAUUUUUCUACUUUUUGAAUAAUUUUGAUAAAUAUUUUUGCAAAGAACGCACCUUUUCAAAAAUCAAGUUUACACGUUUUAAUAUUAUUUUUUCGUUUGUGGAUUACAUCACCAAACCUUAGUGCAAAUGGUUCUAUUACUUUCACUUUUUUUUCCAAAUUAUUCACUGCUUUAUUGCUAGUCAGGUUUUCAAGAAUAUGAAAUUGAUGAUUGAUUACUUUUUAACCUGUGAUAAAUUUUAUGCUUAUGAGUUGGUUGUACUACAUAUUACGGAUUACUCGAGUCAUUUUGAAUUGUGUUAUUUCUUUUUAAUAAUGAGUCGCCAGUACCUACUACGUAAGAAUUGAGAAGUAAUCGUGUGUGUUUUGUUGUGCCUACCAGUUUAAAAUUAAAUUUAAAUCGCUUCUACCAUUUUAUUUUAUUGUAAUUUCAUUAUAAAUAAAGAGUGAUUUUUCAGUUUCACAAAA
Molecule: messenger RNA, 3783 nt
Organism: Planococcus citri (citrus mealybug)
Lineage: Eukaryota; Metazoa; Arthropoda; Insecta; Hemiptera; Pseudococcidae
Gene: INPP5E
Product: Inositol-3-phosphate synthase
Exons: 9
Coding region: 352-2214 (620 amino acids)
Biological process (GO): phosphatidylinositol dephosphorylation
Molecular function (GO): phosphatase activity
Source: RefSeq, a predicted model, not a curated record